AUGGCUGCCUUUAAACUUUUUUCGCUCGCCUCUGCGUCUGCGUUCUUGAUGGCGAACGCUGUGCAUCAAACGGCAAAGCAAACUUCAUUGAAAUCGGACGAAACAUCCGCAACCUACACUGUAAAACUCGGGAAAGAUCCUGUGUGCCUCGACGAUAUCAACGCUGCACGCGAAGCUGCUGGACUCGAACACUUCAAAACGGAGAGCAGUGCAGAUCUAGGGUUGCCUUCAGCUACCAUGGCAGAAGAUUCACAGCACAAUACUGCAUGGGAUCCCGUUUGUGAAGCUCUGACAGCAAAUGUAUGCAUCCUUUGCUUUUCUGCAGGGGAUGAACCCGUGUGCCUCGACGAAAUCAACGCUGCACGCGAAGCUGCUGGACUCGAACACUUCAAAACGGAGAGCAGUGCAGACCUAGCGUUGCCUUCAGUUACCGUGGAAGAACCAUCACAGCACAAUGCUGCAUGGGAUCCUGUUUGUGAAGCUCUGACUGCAGAAGAGUCAGCAGGUGUAACGAAGAGCGCAACUGAAAAUGGAUUUAAAAGUGGUACAUACGCCUACAUGGAGUUGGAAUCGGAGAAGCCCGACUGUGCCUCCGCAGUGAGCCACUGGAAGGACGCCGUCAGCAACUUCACUACGAUCCCUCCGGCGAAGAAUGGGCAAACGACACUCUAUAAUACACAGCAGAACAUUUCUUUUGUUGCUCUGUACAAUCCUCUAGACGAUGCCGCUGCUGACUGCCGCGUCGUUACCUGCACUCGAUCGGCAGCUACCCCAUCCCCAGGAGGAGGGGGAGUGGCCGCCCUAAGCACUGGUGAAGGAAAGACAGGCUAUGCUCUACUGUGCAUGACCACACCUGAAGCUCUUACAGCGGAAGCACCUCCCUUCGACGAAGAGCAGUGGAAGAAGAUCAAGGCAUCCAUCACAGGUUCAGCUUCUGCUGUUGCCCCGAGUCUGCUGGCCGUUGCUAUUGCGGCCGUUGGCUUGUUGGCCCUUUAA
Eimeria mitis is the source of this 996-nucleotide messenger RNA. Its product is annotated as SAG family member. NCBI's taxonomy places the organism in Eukaryota, Apicomplexa, Conoidasida, Eucoccidiorida, Eimeriidae. The coding region runs from base 1 to 996 and encodes 331 amino acids. The record is from RefSeq and is a predicted model, not a curated record. The transcript is spliced from 5 exons.